Molecule: messenger RNA, 5593 nt
Organism: Heterobilharzia americana
Lineage: Eukaryota; Metazoa; Platyhelminthes; Trematoda; Strigeidida; Schistosomatidae
Source: the annotation of a GenBank genome assembly
GACCACUUGAACCUUUGACAACUGAAUGGUCGUUGGCUUCUUAUGAACGUUCCUAAGGACGUCUCCUAGUUGAUAGUACCAUUGGCAGUUAUAAUUACAUAUUUACGGUGUAGCAAUAUUUGAAACCCGUAGUUUGUCUGAAAAUCUGAAAGUGAGGACUGUUCAGUCACCUUUCCUACAUUCAACUAGUAACGAUGUGGGAUGACGUCAGCUACGUCGGACACUGAUUUAGUUUCACCCGGCCACGUAAUCAAAGACAGAUGGCGUGUUGUCAAAAAGAUUGGCGGUGGAGGUUUCGGGGAAAUAUACGAGGCUCAGGAGGUCAAUUCUCAGGAGAAGGUUGCACUGAAAUUGGAGUCAGCGCGGCAACCGAAGCAAGUACUUAAGAUGGAGGUUGCGGUCUUACGAAAGCUUCAAGGCAAAGAACAUGUGUGCAAAUUUCUCGGAUGUGGAAGGAACGAUCGGUAUAGUUAUGUUGUUAUGUCUCUCCAGGGUCGGAAUCUGGCAGAUUUACGACGUAGUAUGUCACGAGGACUUUUCUCUACAUCUACAACAAUACGUUUAAGUUUACAAAUUUUAAAUGCUAUUGAAGCUAUUCAUGAGGCUGGAUUUUUACAUCGAGAUAUUAAACCGUCAAAUUUUGCUGUAGGUAGACUUCCUACAAAUUGUCGAACAAUUUAUAUGCUAGAUUUUGGUCUAGCACGUCAAUAUACUACACCUAAAGGAGAUGUUCGUCCAGCACGUUCAGUAGCUGGAUUUCGUGGAACAGUACGUUAUGCAUCACGUAAUGCUCAUAUGAAUCGUGAAAUGGGUCGACAUGAUGAUUUAUGGUCAAUGUUUUAUAUGCUUGUUGAAUUUGCAUCAGGUCAAUUACCAUGGCGUAGAAUUAAAGAUAAAGAACAGGUUGGUCAAAUAAAGAACAAUUUCAAUCAUAUGACAUUAACACGCUGUCUUCCAAGUGAAUACCGUACAUUCUUAGAAUAUAUUGAAGGAUGUUCGUAUCCUGAUCGACCGGAUUAUGCUAUGCUUCGUGGUCUUAUAAAGCAGGCUAUGACUCGUCGAGAUGUUCAUGAGUCUGAUCCUUUUGAUUGGGAGCAACCAUUGACCGUAGCGGAUAGUCAACAACCUAAUUCAACUGCUGCACCUUUAACUCCUGGACCUGGAGCAAACGAUCAACAAGGUAGCCGUCAUAUGGGUGUAGGGUAUACAGGUUCUGCUACAGCUGGUAAUGCUCAACAUACGGGUUUUGCUGAUAGGAAAACCCAUGCAACUCAGCAUUUAGCAUCAAGUCAUCGACAUCCUCCUCCUCCUCAUCGUAAUGGUGCCCUUGGUCAAAUUCAACGUGGUGUAGAGACUAUGGGUUUGGGUACCGGUGUUAGCAUAGGCGGGAAUUCAAUACAUCAUCUGGCCAGUAGCAUGAAUGAAUCUUUACAAGAUGGCGUCCCUCCAGUGCUAAACGGCGGAAGAACUUUGUCAACUGAUUUAAUUGCUGGAGGAGAAAGUUUAGAUCAUAAUAACAAACGUCAUUCCCCACUCUCACCUCCUCCAACACCUGGGGCAGUUGGCGAGUUUCGAAAUCAUGAUCUUGGUAAACUGGUCACAGCAACUGUUGAAGAAAGCCUAGAACACGUUCAUAAAGCAACAAAUGAUACUGAUGCUGCUGCGCUCAUGACCGUUCACAAGGUACCAGAAUAUUCAUCUACAGGUCAUAAUACUGAGGAUUCAAAACGCAACAGACGUUUAAAUUCUACAGUAGGUUCAUCUGUUGGUGCUUUUAACCCUCGUGCUUCAUCGAAGCGUCAUGGAUCAAUGGCAGCGCUUAACCACAGAAGUACAACAGAAGUUGGUAAGUCAGUCGAGUUAACUCAUCAUAAUUCAGUAUCCAGAACUAAUGAGGAGAACGUAAAAGAAUCUAUUCAACAUUACCCUGGAAACCAACGCAAAAAUGAUAACUCUACUGAGCAUAGACCCUCACGACUACCUGUUCUUACACCUGUUAGACAAAGUCACCGUGAUCAGCAAUGUGGUGUUGCUGUAGACGCUCAGAACAGUAGUUCUGUGUUGCCAGCACAGCAGAUUUGUUCUAGUGCUCACCCUUCCAUUUCUACAGCUGAUAGAAGUAUCUAUGUAGCUUCACCUAGAGGAGGGGGUCAUAGUCUUAUUGGAACUGGAGGUAAUGAUAUAAGUAUUCUAACUGGAAAUUGUGGAUAUGCUGCAGAUCAAAGUCAAGCAAGCGUAGCUCAAAUGACUAAUGCUAUCGCGAUUAGUACAGUUGGUGGACGCUUCACUUCGGGAUCAAUAUCCCGUUUAACUAGAUUGAAUAGUUACGCAGCAGGUUCAAUGACUCAACUAGCUGGACUGGGUUUGUCUAGUCAAGAUCUAGUUGACAUCGAUGGUGAUGUCAACACUGGUUGUGAUGUCGGUGGUGGUGGUUGUCGUGGUUUAGUUGAAACACCAAAUAGUAAUCAGAAUUUACCAUUAGAUUCAUCAAAUAUCGAGUCACCGAAUGAAUCAGUUGGUAAGAAGACUGUUGAAAAUGCUGGAGCUAAAUAUCCCACCGCUACUAGUACUACUACUAGCAAUACUGGUGCCAAUCAGUUUAAGGAUAAUAUUUCAGAUGUUGGUGAUUCGGAUAUCAAACUUACCAACAAUGUUUCAUCAAAUCAUAUUACUGUCACUACAAGCAACUCACUGGGAAAUAAAACUGCUGACAAAAAUGCAGAUAUCAUCAUCGUCGGUGAUCCUGGUGCUGAAAUCAAUAAUCAGUCACUGAAUAUCAAUGGAAAAGCAUUAACUAGUAAUGGGAAAUCUUUAUCGACCAGUAAUCUGAGAAAGUCAAAUAUAAAGUCGAAGCUAUCUGGACGCCUUGCAAUAGCACCAUCAAUUUCGUCUACACAUCGUUCAAAAUUGACUAAAUCCAGUCUAGAUGAACCAUAUAUACAGGCAGAAGGAUUAAGAAGGUUUUCUAUGGAUAAUAUGAUUGAUCAUGGUGAUGAUGAAAAGUAUCCUGUCAAAGUAGUGAAUUUUGAUGAAUCACAUGAUGAUAGUCGAAGUUUAAAUCGAAGAUCUUUGUUGAAUGGUUGUAGACCAGUACCUGUACCACGUCAACGCCCUCACUUAGUAUCAUGGCAACCAGCUCGUAGUCCUAGUACCAAUGGUAAUAUAGAUAAUAGAAUCGCUUCAAAUCUUAUCUCUAAUUCUUCACAAAAUUUACACGAUAGUCUAAAUGGCAAUCAUGAUGCUUUUGUUAAUAAUAAUGGGAAUAAGAUUUUCACUGCAACUAGUAUAUCAUCGUGUGGUCAACAGAAAACUUUAGUAUCGAAUCGUUUAGUUAAUCCUGGUUGUGUUAUGGUGAAUCGGUUGAACACUGUGAAUAGUGGAAGUCAUCAUUCUCAAGUGAAUAGUAAUCGUAGUCGAACUAGCUGGAGUAACACUAGAAAUAAUAAUAAUAGUGGUGGUGGUAGCAAACCACGCAGUAUCAAUACAGUUUCUAUGAAUAUGGGACAGUCAGCGAAUAUUCUAAAUGGUAGUGGUGUUAGACCACAUGGUAAUUGGAAUCGUGGCCUUACUGAACUUCAAGAGAAUAAUAACAAUAAUCGACCAUAUGAUUGUAUUUUUGAACCUCGUCCAUCUAAUGAACUUAACGGUAACAUGAUUAGUAGUCGUCGAUUCCGGCGUACAUUACUACCUCGUUCAUCAUGUACUCCAUGUGAUGAAUCAUCAAGUGAUAUUGACUCAGAUGAUAGACAACCAAUGAAUGGUGGUAAUAUUGUAUACAAUAAUAAUAGUUACUUCAAUACUGCUUUAUCAAAUGACUUACCUGUACAUUGUAGUAGUGGUAUUGAAAAUUAUCCAUGUUUCGCUUCAAAUUGUGAUGAAAAAAAGAAAUGUAAAGAAAUUAUCAUCAAUCCAUUACAACAACAUAAGCAUCAAUCUAUGCAUGAACAAUCAGCUGAUCAUUAUUAUCAUCAUGAUGAUAAUGAUCACAGUUCCAGUUCUUCUUCUUAUAAUAUUAUUGAACCAAAUAAUAAUAAUACUGAUAUAUUGCAUAGAAGUCAAAGAGAUUUAUCUAGAGAUUCAAAUGGAUUGAAUAAUUCAUCUCCAUUAAUUGUAUUUGUUCCACGACCGUCGACAAAUCCAGCUUUAUGCGCCAAUACUGCUGCAAUAGCUCGUCGACGACGUUAUAGAACACCAUCAGAAGUAUCCAGUAUCAAUUCUAGAUUAUCCUUACUACGAACUAUUGAUUCAGGUGUAUGUGUUGAGUCGAUUAGAUAAACAAGGUGAUACUUUUGUUCAAUGUUUCAAUAUCGCUUCUUUCACAAACAGACACAUACAUACACACAUAUACUAGAUAAAUCUGUCGAUUAUUUUUGUUGGAAAAACUGUCUCUGUGUGUAUGUGUUAUUACGAUUAUUGAGUGUGCUUUUUCUCUCCUUGAAAUAGUCUAUUACAUAUUUUUUUAAUUAUUUUACUUGUGUUUAUUAUAUAAUAGGUAUUUACAUUUCUUCACCCAGACAUAGAUGAUAGCAUUUUAAUUUCUUAUGCGAAAACAACAACAACAACUUGCUUUCUUUUCAGUUUUCUUCUUUCUCCUAUAUCGUAUAUAUUAUUUCUUUUAAUGAAGAGUGAGAUGUUGUAGAGAUAAAUUACACCGGAGCUAUUAUUACCUUUAGAUGAUUUAUUGUGACAGUGAUGUCCUCCCCUUUCUCUUUCGAUUCAUCCAUUGUUUUGCUUCAUUAUUCUGAAGCAAUGCUUUCAUAUCUUCUCUAAAAUGAAUUGGUAUGUAUUUAUUUCGCCUUCUCUAUGUGGAUAUUUACUUCUCUUCUAACCGAUAUGAUUUACUACCAAUAAUAAUUUGUUAUUUUCCCCCAUGAAAUGCAUCUCUCUUUGAUAAGCGUUCAAUGAUGGUGAUGGGAAUAAUGGUCGUCGUUUAGUGUAGAAGAAAGGAAGAAAAAAAUGCAUCUGAAUACCUAUUCAGUUUUAUUCUUUGGCAGGUUUCUGAAGAAAGACUAUGCUAUAUUGCAUGGAACUUUGAAGAUUAUCAUCAGAACUAGUGGUGUACCUCUAAGUCUUCCAGUUGUGAAACUGUUGUGGACAAACAUCUUAACUCAUGUAGACAUCUGUCAGGAGUUAUUUUAUUAGAUGACCAGCAUCCUGUUCACUCGAAGCUCUCUGUGUGUUGGUCAUUUGGGAAGACAAGGAACAAGUACAUAAGACAUUGGGUAUGUACUGCUAAUAAAUAUCAAAUCUCUACAAUAUCGUAUUCAGCUUGUGUCGUGUGGAAUGAAGAAAGUAUUAGAAGUGAACUAACUAGUCAACUUCUACUUUUGAAAGCAAACUGAAUGAUGAUUAUGAUGAGGAUGUUACAAUUAAUGUAUUAUCAACGUAAUUGCUAAGGUGAUUGUUGACCUGACUUAACUCUGCAUUAUUAAAGUGGUUGUAAACAGAGGGAAUAUUCUUAUCUGUUUUUGCAUGUGAUUUCUACUUGUUUCAUUUUGCUAUGUAUACGUGUACAUUGUCUAUGUCCAACUGAUAAUAUAUGACAUGCAGUUAAAUUAUGUAGAGUAUUCUCGAAACAGCUUUCACAAUAAAG